Rhopilema esculentum is the source of this 4422-nucleotide messenger RNA. Lineage: Eukaryota; Metazoa; Cnidaria; Scyphozoa; Rhizostomeae; Rhizostomatidae. The record is from RefSeq and is a predicted model, not a curated record.
AUGACUUCAAACGCAGGUGAAGAAGGAAGGACAGAAGAUGGAAUCGGAAGAGGGGAAGACGUGGAAGAUUUGGAAGAAAAAUUGGAAAGCUUGAAGCAAGAAAAAGCAAAAGCAAAGUCGGCGUUCACACGUGCAAGAAAGCAGUUGUUGGAACUGGUGGAAGAAAUGGAUCUACCAAACAGACAUCAGGUUCGAGAUGGGCAAACGAAAUUGGACAGCACACAAGAAAGGGCACUGAAGAUCAUGAUCGCACUGUCAGAGCACUAUCAAUGGCAGAAGAACGGAACAGCAAGACAAAAAGUUACUCAGGAAAUGGAGCAAUUGGUGCAAGAAUUCGAAGAGACCCACAACAGAGUACAGGAGUAUCUGGAUGAACGAAGAGAUUCAGAAUCAAGUAAGACAGCGGGAUCUUACAACCCACGAGAGGAUCGAAAGGUAAGCCUGGGAGCACCUAGAUUUAAUCAAGAGACUUAUUUGCCAUUUCAGGAAGCGAAAUUUGAUUCUUCUCAAUUUCACAACAAUUCUGAGCGACAAGAGCUUCAGCACAAGUCAACCAAUGUCGGUGUUGGCGCGAAAAGAAGUCAGUUUCCAAUGACCCCGGAGGAACAUUCACAGCAACUGCAACAGUCAGUCAGAUUUGGUGGUGAUCACAGACGAUCUGAGCGAUAUUCACACGAAGAGUCACUUGGUCAGGACAUGUGGCGACAGCUGCAGCGUGUUGCGAUUCCCGUUUUCUCUGGUGACAAGCGAAAGUAUGAGAACUGGAAAGCUGCAUUUCUGGCUUGCAUUGACAGAGCUCCUGCGACUCCUGAAUACAAGCUGCUGCAGUUGAGGCAAUAUCUAUCUGGCGUUGCACUGGAAGCGAUCGAGAAUCUUGGCUUUUCUGGAGCUGCAUAUGAAGCUGCAAAGGACAGGUUAGAGCGAAAAUUUGGUGGCAAGAGGAGGGAAAUCGCAAUUCACUUGGAGGACAUGGAUAAUUUCAAACCAGUGAGAGAUGGAUGUUCAAAAGACAUAGAGAAGUUUGCAGAUCUACUUGAUGUUCUGGUGGUGAAUCUACUGGAGAGUGGACGUCACGAUGAAUUGGGAAAUGGAUCUCUCUACAUCAAGCUACUGAAGAAACUUCCAGAAACACUGCUGACGCAGUACAAUCGAUGGAUCUUUGAGAAUCGAAGAAGAGAAUGCGUUGAAACACUGAAGAUGUGGGUGAUUCAAGAGUCUGAAUUCUACACAGUUGCAAGAGAGACAGUGCAUGGUGUAUCAAGCGAAAGAAGAAACAGUAGAUCAAGAAACUUAGCAGGAGAGAAGAAAACCACAUUCUUUGGUGCUACUGAAGAAUUAACACAAGUGAAUCGUUUUCAAGUUGGUAGAUCAGGUGUCACUGGUGGGAAAUACGGUAAGCAGCGACUGUGCAAAGUGUGCAAUGGUAGACAUGGUGUAUGGGCAUGUGAUGCUUUUCGAAACAUGGACAUUCGACAGCGAUGGAAUGUGGCAAAGCAUUUCAAAUUGUGUUUUCGGUGCCUUGGUGAUGACCACAGUGGUAGUAAAUGUACUCGAAGUAGAGUGUGUGGUAUUCGUGGAUGUCAGGAAACACACAACAAGUUGCUGCAUAGCAUGGGUAACAGGAUCACUGGAAAGCAAAACAGCAAUAAAACAAGGACACCAGAAGCCUUCAAUCAGCAAUCAGUCAGCAGUAGCAGUCAGCAACAGUUGUCAUCGUCAGUCACGGAGGGGGAGCGUUUGCAGAGGAAUUUUGCAACACAAACAACGAUGGUGUGCUCAAAAUCAGAUGUCAAAGGAGCAACAGCAUUGAGAACCAUUCCGGUUGUUUUGAAAAAUGGCUGUCGAAGAUUGAAAUUGAACGCACUUCUUGAUGAUGCCAGCACUCAAACGUAUGUGAAUGAAGAUGUUGCAGCAGAACUGGGUCUCAAUGGUACCUUUGAAACAAUAAAGGUCAAUGUUUUGAAUGGAGAUUGCAAGUCUUUUCAAACCAUGCCUGUCGAGUUUGGACUUGAAAGUGUAAGUGGUGAUGUUGACAUCAGAGUAAAAGCACUUACUGCAAAGAGAGUAACUGGAAACAUGAAGGUCAUCCAAUGGUCACAUCUAGCAGACAAAUGGCCUCAUUUGAAGCACAUUGAUUUUCCAGACACCGGUUUGAGACCUAUCGUGGAUUUGCUGAUUGGUAUUGACUACCUUGACAUGCACUAUUCUUACGAAGAAGUCAGGGGACAAGAAGGAGAGCCCAUUGCCAGACGAACGCCAUUGGGGUGGACAUGCGUAGGAUGUCCAGAAGGCAAGAAGAUCCCUGAUACCCAUUUCAGCAAGACGACUUUGUUUACUACAAGCAGAUCUGAUGUCGAUGAAAUCAACUCAACAAUGAAGAAGUUUUGGGAUAUCGACUCAGCUGGAACGUUCACCCAGACAACAGUGGUGAGUCCUGAUGAGAAGGCUGCAUUGGAAAAAGCUGAGAAUUCUUUCAGGUUCAUUGAUGGUCGAUAUGAAGUUGGAGUACCAUGGAAAGAAGAUAGUUAUAGAAUGGUGAACAAUCACAAAAUGGCAAUGAAAAGACUUCAGAACACCGAGAAACGUUUGCUCAAGAACCCAGAUGUGAUGAAGGCAUACGAUGAAGUCAUUGAUCAAUAUUUGGACAAAGGAUACAUACGAAAGAUUCCAGUCUCUGAGAAGCAACCUGACAGCAAGUGGUAUCUUCCUCAUUUUGCUAUAUUGAAACCCAACAAAGCGACCACCAAGAUCAGAAUCGUCUUUGAUGCUUCAGCAAAGUAUGAAGGGACAUCCUUGAAUGACAUGAUACAUUCAGGCCCGAAGCUGCAACGAGAAUUGUUUGAUGUUUUGCUACGCUUUAGAUGUCAUCCCGUCGCUGUUGUCUGUGACAUUGCUGAGAUGUAUUUGAGGAUUCAGAUUCCAGAAGCUGACCGUGUGUAUCAUCGAUUUCUUUGGAGAAGUUGUGACCAGGACAGAGAUCCAGAGGAGUAUGAAUUCAGCCGAGUGGUGUUUGGUAUAACAAGUUCACCGUUUCAAGCACAGUUUGUGAUUCAAAAGCAUGCUCAGUUGUACAGAUCAGAAUAUCCGAUGGCUUCAGAAACUGCACUCAAGUCAACCUACAUGGAUGACAGCAUUGAUUCAGUACAAGAUGACGAAAAGGGAAUCCAACUGUAUCAUCAGCUUGCAGCUCUAUGGAACAAGGCAGGCAUGCAUGCAAGAAAGUGGCUCUCUAAUUCUCCAGAAGUUCUCUCUGUAAUCCCAGUAGAAGACAGAGCAUCUGAAAUUGAUUUGGACAAUGGAGAGCUUCCAACUGUAAAGACCCUUGGAAUACUUUGGCGAGCAAAGGAGGAUAUUUUCAGUUUUCACUCAAGCCCACCUGAAGAAAAUCAAAUCAUCACAAAGAGAUCGUUUCUGAGAACCAUUGCAUCAUUGUUUGACCCUCUUGGUUUCUUGGCACCAUUCAUCGUUAGAGCAAAAGUGGUAAUGCAGGAAAUCUGGCGACAAGGCUUUUAUUGGGAUGAUGAGCUCGAUGGCGAAGUCAAGUCAAAGAUUCAGAGUUGGUACAGUGAACUUCACGAGUUGUCAAAUCUUUCAGUGCCAAGAUGUCUUCACACUGGCAAGCAUAAAGAUGUUCAAUCAAUGCAAUUACACGUUUUCAGUGAUGCAUCAGAAGAAGCUUAUGGAGCUGUUAUUUAUGCAAGGUAUGUCUACGUUGAUCAUGCAGCUACUACUAAUAUUGUCGCAGCAAAGUCACGUGUUGCACCACUGGCAGCUAUGAGCAUUCCAAGGAUGGAACUAAUGGGAGCAGUCACAGGACUUCGAUUGGCGGUAUCGGUAGCGAAUGCAAUGCAAGUGUCAGUGAAGCAAGUCAAAUUCUGGUGUGACAGCAUGAACACACUUUGGUGGAUCAGAGGACAUAGCAGAUGUUUCAAGCCAUUUGUUGCAAAUCGUGUUGGUGAGAUUCAAAACAUGACAAACCCUGAGCAAUGGAGAUAUGUUCCCACGAAGGAUAAUCCUGCUGAUCACUUGACAAGAGAGAUGGUAGCAUCUGCGUUGGCAAACAGUGAGCAAUGGUGGAAAGGACCAGAAUUCUUGGAAAUGGCUGAGGAUGAAUGGCCUAAUAAUCAAUUUGAGAUGUCAAUGGAAGCAGUAUCGGAGCAGAAGAAGUCUGGUCGUUCAAAGAUGAAGUCCGUAACAGAAAAUCAUGAAGAGAAACAAUCAUUGUUUGCUGAUGCAGUUAGCAAAAAGAAAUCUACGACUGGUGAACAAGUGGAACCAAGUAAACUGAUGAAAGCGGGUAAGGAGAAUUCUUGGUAUUUGGAUCCUUCUCAUUUUUCAAGCUGGCUUCGACUUACAAGACUUGUAGCAUGGGUUUGCCGUUUCUUGGACAACUGUCGAACAGCAAAAAAAAGAAAGAAUUAA